Messenger RNA from Rotaria socialis, 1179 nucleotides. NCBI's taxonomy places the organism in Eukaryota, Metazoa, Rotifera, Eurotatoria, Philodinida, Philodinidae. The record is from the annotation of a GenBank genome assembly.
AUGGCCAGUAAUGUUUCGCCUGCAGCAAUGGAUUGUUCGAAUGAUACGGGAACAGAACUAGGAACAAACGUACAAAUACCUGGCGGCGAAAAGAAGAUAUUACCAGAAGAACCUCAACCAACUGGAGAACCACAAAAUACUGAAAUGGGCUGUGGACUGACAAAAUCCGAUGAAUCAUCCGAUCAUGAGAAUGAUAAUCCAAGGAAACAACAGAAGAUUGAGCAAAAAAAACCUAAAGCAAAUGAUCAUGCUUUUCAACAGUCAAAAUCAACUACAAUUUCUCAGCCCAUGAGUGCCGACGAAAAUGAAGCAAGGAAUCAAUCACCUAAUCGUGUGACACGAGCUUCAGUUGCUUUAUCUAAGCUUAAUAUUAAGUUUGAAGAUUCUGAUGAUGACGAAAAUUCAUCGCAUUUUUCAUGGGCUAAGCGAGAUAUAGCCGAAUAUCGUAGUAAUUAUCCGGAUUCCCAGCAAAACAAAAGCGUAAAUGAUAACUAUAAAUUCUAUACGAACAAAAUGUUCUCGCAUCCUGAUGGAGAUUUAAUUGAUAAUAUACAUAAAUAUUGGUGGGGUGAUUAUCAUAGAUUAGAAAUGCAUCAUGGCUAUAUUCAAUGGUUAUUUCCAUUACAAGAGCGUGGCCUGAAUUGGUCUGCUGAAAAAUUACAAAAACAUGAGAUUGAUUUAAUUAAGCGGGAUGGUGAAGCACUAAAACGAAUAUUGAAGUCCUAUGAACUCAUGCUUGAUUUUUAUGGCUUUCAAUUAAUUGAUAAUACAACAGGCGAAUUACGCCGCUCAUCGGAUGAUUCGUAUGAAGAACGUUUUCGUAAUUUGAAUCUUUCAAGCCAUAAUUAUUUACGUAUUACUCGUAUUUUAAAAUGUCUUGGUGAAUUUGAUUAUGAAUAUUUGAAAUUUCCUUUUCUUGCAAAAAUAUUAUUCGAAAGUAUUACAGAAAAUACAUUACCAAAUUGUCUUCGUUCGUGUAGAGAUUAUUGGAUUGAAACAUUACGAAGUCGAGAGGAACGACGAACUAUUCGACGCUAUGCAAAAGAACUACUUGAAUAUCGAAAUAAGGGAAUUCGACCACCUAAAUCACAUCAUGCUGAACGACCACAAGCAGCACCAAAACAACGUAGAAAAUCAUCUUCAAAAGCAACAACAAGAAGUACUGACGAUCUGCGCUAA